Messenger RNA from Hydra vulgaris (swiftwater hydra), 2691 nucleotides. RefSeq lists its product as uncharacterized. The record is from RefSeq and is a predicted model, not a curated record. Gene Ontology annotation, molecular function: A2-type glycerophospholipase activity. NCBI's taxonomy places the organism in Eukaryota, Metazoa, Cnidaria, Hydrozoa, Anthoathecata, Hydridae. Gene Ontology annotation, biological process: arachidonate secretion; phospholipid metabolic process.
CGCAUUUUUUUUAUUUUUGCAGCCAACUCAUGGUAUGUAUAAUGGAGGUGGUUAAGUCAAAACACGCUGACCAUAUCUUAUGAUUCAAUAAUUUGUUUACGAUGUCCAGGUCCUUAUGGGAUGUUUUAUUUCCGGUGAUAUUUAUAAUAUGCAUUAAAUUAGCGUCUUCUGCAGACUUAAAUGCUACAGCUGUUUCAAAUUCAUCACUAAAUUCAUCUGCUGCAUUUCUCAACACUACAGAAACUGCCACAAAUCUUUCCAAUAAAACAGAUUCGGAUGAAAAGUCAUCUGAAGCAUUGAAAAAAGAAGAUGAAAAACAAAUUUUAAAUAAAGAAACCGAAAAAAAUCCGUCUGAAAUAAAUGAACAACUUAAAUUAAAAAAAGAAAAAGAAAAAAAUAACUUCGUUCAAAAAAAUGAAAACGAUAAGAAAAAGGUAAGCAGCACAAUGCAUAAACAAAAUGAAGAAAAAAAUAAAAAAAAAGCAAAGAAAAAGAUGUCUUGGAAAAUCUCCAGCACUUCCCAUUUUUCGAAACCAAGUAAAACAAAAUACAAAGAGUCAGCAAAAGAAAAAGAUUAUGAAGAUGAAGAAUAUGACAGUGAAUACACAAGUACAUCUUAUGAUGACCCCAGUUCUAAUGAAUACCAUGAAAAUGAUGAAUACUAUGCUGGAGAAGGCCACGGUUUUGAUUCAACUUAUACUGAUACAGGUAAUGGUCAACCGCAACAAAUUGACCAAGGCUACAAUUACAACUAUAACAUUCAUCCUAAUAAAAAUCCGCCAAUAGAUUCUCAACUGUACGAGUAUAAAAGUUUUCCAUUACAAAGUUCAGGUCCAUAUCAAUAUCAGAGUUAUGAAGAACCAAACUAUGCGUCAAAUUACUCACCAAACUUAGGUUCUAGCAUUGCAAACAUAGGAAUAGAUGGGGUAGUACCAUCAAUUGGUAACGUUGUUCAAGGUAACAUAGGAACCACGGUCUUGGAACCUGCUUUUAGGAGUACACCCAUUGGUCAAACAUCGUUAGGGUCAACGGGACUUACUCCAGACGAAUAUAGACAACUGGAAGACGGAUUUCAACCAAUUACUUCAAAUCAGCUAGCAAAUCAGCCAGACGAUGUAGGAGCAUUUAGCUAUGUCAAGAAAAGAACCCAAAAUAAUCAUAAAGCUAAAAAAAAGGAUGGAAGAAUUGGACGUAAACAUGUGUCGAAACAAGUUCAUAACACAACCUCCAUAAAGCAUUCAAAAAUCGACAAAACUUACAAAAGAACUAUUAUGAUUGGCAACCGGGUUUGUGGUUCGAAGAAACACAUUGACAUCCAUUAUCAAAGUGAAAUUGCAAAAAAAGGAGAAGUUGUAGAAGAUAUCAGCUCGAGUCUUCGUGCCACAGACAAUUGUUGCAACGAGCAUAAUGAAUGUCAAAGAGUUGUGCCUGCUAAAAGCACUAAAUAUGGUUUUCAAAAUGACAUUGAGUAUGAUAUUAUGGCUUGUUCUUGCGAUGCUAAAUUUCGAGCAUGUUUAAAAAAUGCAAAUUCGUAUACAGCCGAUGCAGUGGGCCAUCUUUAUUUCAAUACAUUAAAAAUACCAUGUUUGACUUUUGAACAGGAGGUUGUUCCUGAUGUAAAAAAUUCAAUAAAAGAGGUAUCGAAUAUUGUUAGUGUUGUUCCUGAUGUUGAAACUGAGCACGAAGUGGUGGGUGGUGCUCAAUUAGUCGUUUCCCCAAGAGGUUUAAGUCGCAUGGAGAAUGAUAGAGAAACGGUGAAGGGCUUAUGGAAUAAACUUAUUAACAAAAUUCCCACAACAUCCAAAGAAAACGUUUUGGAACCUUUUCUAGCUACUUCACCAUUUCGAGCUAAUGCGCAACAAACAGUUCUCAAAACUGAACAAGAAGAUCAAUUAGCUAAUAUGUCAACAAAAAAAAUUGAUCACGAAUCUGAAGCCUUAUCUAAUUUGCAUUAUAACAAGGAAGACCUAUUAUCAGCUUCAUUACCACCCCACAAAGAAGAAUUUUUGGCAACGCAACAAAAAGAACCAGAACAAGCAAAAUCACCACAGCUUCAAAAUGAAAAACAUGUUUUUUAUCUCAAAAAGUUAGCUGAAGAUCAAUCUUUUCAAAAAGAUGAAGAUCAAUCUCGUUACCAAACGGAUCAUUUUCGUAUUCAAAAUGAAUCUGAACAGCUUCGUCUUCAUAAAGAAAACGAAAUUCAAAGUUUGCAAAAAGAAGUUGAACACUUCCAGAAGCAAUCUGAUCAAAAUCAUAUUCAAAAAGACAUUUAUUUAGCUAAAUUUCAGAAGGAAGUAGAGCAACCUCGUAUUCAAAAAGAGAUUGAGCAAAAUCGUCCUGGUUUAGAAAUAGAGCAGCAGAGGAUUCGCUUGCAAAAAGAAAUUGAACAAAUGCAGGAGCAAGAAAAUAACUUAGAAAAAAUUAAGAAAAGAAAAAGACCGAAUAUAAUGAAUCCAAAUCCUAGUCCAAACAAUCCUAACCCAUACAGUAAAUUGAGAGGUGUGGUAACAGUUCCAGAGGCUUAUUAUCCAAGAGUUUCUUUAUACCGAUAAGAAUAACAUUAUUUUUAAUUGAACUUUAUUUUUACUAAAGUUAACAAGACUUUAAAAAGUGAAAGAGUAGAAUAAAAGAUUUUUUAAUUUUAUUUGUAUUAUUGAGAAAUAACUCGUAAUAAAUUAAUGUUAAACUUCA